CAAUCUGGAUGCAAAUAUUAACAGAAAUGACUUUUUCUCCUGGCAUCUACUGGUGUUUUUACUUUUUAUUCCUUGGCAUGAAGAAUCACGUUAAGGCCGUCCUGUCUGUCCUGCUGCUGCUGUUGGUGAUGGUGCCAGUGUGUCUGAGCACCAGGUUCACCCUCCUCUUGGCCAUGCCCAACAUCUCUGUACCUUUCAGCGUGGGUCGAAUCGGUGCUGCGGCUCUCAUCGCCAUCGAUGCAGUGAACAACAGCACAGACAUCCUUCCAGAUCACCAGCUCGAUUUUCAGUAUGUGGAUGAUGAAUGUGAUGAUCUGGUUGGUCCUGGGAAGAUCGUCGCGAUGCAGCACCAACACAAUUUCAGCGCAUUCAUUGGCCCCUGCUGCUCAAAUGUGUGCACAGUCACGGCUAAGCUAGCAGCUUACUGGAACAUUGCUAUGGUCAGUCCUGUUUGCGCAGAUGAAAAGUUUAUCGAUAAAAAGAAGUUUCCCACCCUGACACGAGUGUUUGGACCUUUCACCAAGUUGGGAACCUUCUUUGUAGAGAUCUGUAAGCAGUUUGGAUGGCGGCGUAUUAGCAUUGUUUAUAACAGUGAACCCAUGUGGAAAACUCCGGCAGAGGGGAUUCGAUACCAAGCAGAGAAGGAUCAGAUCACAGUGGUGAAGUAUCUAGAAAUCGACAGUCCUCCUACCCAUAAUUCCACUGUGCUUCACUUGAGCAUUCUGAAUGAGAUCUCCAGCUCGUCUCGCAUUGUCGUGAUCUCAGCUCAUGGUGAGGUGGUGCGCAGUUUAAUGAUCUCAGCUCAUGGUCAAGGUCUGACCCAUGGAGAAUUUGUUUUCUUCUGUUUCAUGCCCUUCAAUCAGGAUGAAAUGUUUGGGAGUUUCGAAUGGGAACAAGGAGAUAAGUAUGACUCGGUGACAAAGCAGGCCUAUCAGGCACUUUUUAUCGUGUCUAUGUACAAGCCUGACGAUGAGCGUUACAGAGGUUUCGCUGAAGACGUCAUUGAGAGGUCAAAGCAGGAUUUUGGAUACACAUAUGAACCUCAUGAGAAGGUAUCAGUUUUGGCAGCGAUUGCUCAUGACAGCGUCUGGAUUUAUGCUCAGGCUUUGCAUGAAACAUUGAUUGAGAACUCUGACCCGUUUAACGGUUCUGAGGUCACACAGCGGAUGUGGAACAGAACCAUCAUGGGUAUCCAAGGAGACGUGAUGAUUGAUGCUAGCGGGGACCGUGAGUCAGCUUAUAUGCUGAAACACAUGCAGGGCAGUGACAGCCAGUGUCAGGUCAUUGCUAACUACUUUGGGACCCGUAAAGUGUAUGAAGCAGUGGAAGGAAUUCACAUCAGCUGGCCUGGAGGAAGGCAGAGUCCCCCUAAAGAUUCCCCUCCAUGUGGAUUUAAAGGAGAACUCUGCACCAGCACAGAGAGCAGAUUUUCAAUUGCGGUGGGUCUUAUUGUGGGAUUGAUUGUUGCAGGAACUGUUUCAGUCGGUAUUCUAUACAGGAAGUACAAACUGCAGCAGAAGGCCUCCAUGAUGUUGUGGAAGAUCGAUGCCAAUGAUGUCAUUAUGAUGGAGUCUCGCUGCUCUGCAGUUGCAGACAAGCUACUGGGAUGCAAAUCCAUACAGGCCUCACUCGAGUCCAUCAUAUGCAGCAUGCAGGACAAACCCUCAGCCCAGCGAACCGCUGUUUAUAAUGGGACUGUUUGCUGUGUUCGCUUCCUGAGUGUGAGAAGUGUGCAUCUGAGCAAUGACCUGCUGACCGAGCUAAAACGGUGCAGAGAUAUGAGCCACCAGAACAUCUGUAAGUUUGUUGGAGCUUGCCUGGACUCACGGCAACCAGUUAUUCUGACUGAAUACUGCCCUAAAGGAAGUCUCCAGGACAUUUUAAAGAAUGACUCCAUUAAGCUGGAUUGGAGCUUCAAAUGUUCCCUCAUGCUGGAUAUUGUUAAGGGCAUGGACUACCUUCACUGCAGCCCUCUACAUUCCCACGGCCGCUUGUCCUCCUCCAACUGUGUGGUGGACAGUCGCUUCGUCCUCAAGGUCACUGACUUCGGCCUGAGUGAGCUGAGACACGCCGGCACAGUGGACCACUGGAGCUCGCUGUUGUGGAGAGCUCCUGAGAUCCUGAGGCAGAACGUGACUGCUAAUGGCACUCAGAAAGGAGACGUGUACAGUUUUGGCAUCAUCGCUCAGGAAGUGGUGUACCGCAGAGGACCUUUCUACAUCCCUAACAGCUCCCUGAAGGCCAGAGAGAUAGUGGAGCUGGUGAAGGAGGGCGGUUGCAGGCCAUUGCGGCCGCAUGUGGACCCCUCGGAGUGCGAGGAUGGUGUGGAAGCUCUUUUACUAAGCUGUUGGAGAGAAAGAGCAUCAGAGAGGCCGGAUUUCUCCUGGCUCAGAACCACCGUCAAGAAAAUGUGCCCCAGUGGGUCAAAGAUCCUGGACAAUCUGUUGUCACGUCUGGAGCAGUAUGCGUGUUAUCUAGAGGAAGUGGUAAGCGACCGAACGGCUCAACUGCAGGAGGAGAAGAAGAAAGCCGAGGCUCUCCUGACACAGAUGUUGCCACGAUCUGUAGCCGCACAGCUCAUAGCCGGGAGGACGGUACGAGCUGAGACCUACGACUGCGUCACUGUGUAUUUCAGUGACAUUGAAGGCUUUACGGCGAUAUCCGCCUCCCUCACACCGAUGCAGGUGGUGAACAUGCUCAAUGACUUGUACACGCAUUUUGACAACAUCAUUGACAACCAUGACGUGUAUAAGGUAGAAACAAUCGGCGAUGCCUACAUGGUGGUGUCAGGCCUUCCAAUAAGAAAUGGAGAUGAGCAUGCCAGAGAGGUAGCUAGAAUGUCCUUAGCCACAGUGCAGGGCAUGGAACACUUCCAGAGCGAACACGUUCCUCAACAGCGACUGAAGGUCCGCAUUGGAAUUCAUUCAGGGCCAUGCGUUGCUGGUGUUGUGGGGCUAAAAAUGCCGCGCUACUGUUUAUUUGGAGACACUAUCAACACUGCAUCGAGGAUGGAGUCAUAUGGUUUACCAUUGAAGAUCCAUGUGAGCAGUUCUACUAAAUCUCUACUAGACACUUUUAUGACAUUCCAGUGCGAGCUGAGAGGAGACAUAUACAUUAAGGGAAAAGGUUUGGUAAGAACAUACUGGCUUCUGGGAGAACAGUGCUAAACACAGUGGAC
Neoarius graeffei (lesser salmon catfish) is the source of this 3178-nucleotide messenger RNA. RefSeq names its product atrial natriuretic peptide receptor 1. The transcript has 27 exons. The coding region runs from base 9 to 3167 and encodes 1052 amino acids. Lineage: Eukaryota; Metazoa; Chordata; Actinopteri; Siluriformes; Ariidae. Gene Ontology annotation, cellular component: membrane. Gene Ontology annotation, molecular function: guanylate cyclase activity; ATP binding; peptide hormone binding. Gene Ontology annotation, biological process: cGMP biosynthetic process; intracellular signal transduction; receptor guanylyl cyclase signaling pathway. The record is from RefSeq and is a predicted model, not a curated record.